GUAGUAACUAAGUUAAUUUUAGUUACGCGAAAGGUGGACUUGUGAGCUUCUAUGUACUUCUGUAUUCUUUGCUUUUAUAAACAAAUGUUUUGAAUUUUAUUUUGUUAAUUACAGUCAGUGACAAAUUAUAACAUAAAUAAUAAUUAAAUGUGUUAUUAGAAAAGAAAACUUUAAUAAUAUCUAAUAUAUAUUAUCAAAAUCAUCAAAAUGUUAACCAAAAUAUCAAAAAUAUUUGCCCGUAAUAAUUAUGCAAAUUUUUACAUUGUCAACAAUGAAUUUCAUACAUCUUACAUAAAUUUAUUAAAGCAAGAUUGGAGAAGGAAAAAAGGAUUAACAGAAAAUCCGAAUGCAUUUGGACCUUUAACAAAUAAGCCAGAUUAUUCAUUUCUUGAUGGAAGACCAACACCGCUUGGAGUUAGACAAAAAUCUCGUAUAAUUAAACAACGAGAAUAUGCCGUAAGAAUUCAUAAAUUAGUUGGAGAAAUAGAUUAUGCGGUUGAAAGACAUAAGAGAUUACAACAAGAAAAAGAGGAAGAACGACAAAAAAUUCUUGAUAGCAAAUUAAAACCGAAAGGAGAUCUUUUAUUAAAAGCAGAAGAACCUACUUCAUAAGACUUAUUAAAGAAAGAAACAUUUGUAGAAAUAAUAUAUACCAUUGAUAUUUUAUAUGAUAUAUUUACUUUAUAAAUACAUUCAUAUAAAUACUUAAAUAUAAAUGAAAGAUAAUUUAUGCAAACACAAACUGAUUAAGAAUACUAAAAGCCUGUAAAAUCUAUAUAGGAUAGAUAAAAUUAAAUAUAUGUUAUUAAUUAAA
Molecule: messenger RNA, 814 nt
Organism: Polistes canadensis
Lineage: Eukaryota; Metazoa; Arthropoda; Insecta; Hymenoptera; Vespidae
Gene: mRpL52
Product: 39S ribosomal protein L52, mitochondrial
Exons: 4
Coding region: 208-612 (134 amino acids)
Biological process (GO): mitochondrial translation
Cellular component (GO): mitochondrial large ribosomal subunit
Molecular function (GO): structural constituent of ribosome
Source: RefSeq, a predicted model, not a curated record